Molecule: messenger RNA, 396 nt
Organism: Perkinsus marinus ATCC 50983
Lineage: Eukaryota; Perkinsozoa; Perkinsida; Perkinsidae
Exons: 1
Source: RefSeq, a predicted model, not a curated record
AUACUGCACGCAUGUGCUAAGCUGAAAAUUCGUCCCUGUACUUUGCAGAUUGUGGAAGAGUUUUGUGUGAAUUCGUUGCUAUCAACCGAGAAUGUGUCGGGAGUUCUUGCGAAAAUGAACCCACACGAGCAGUCCCUUAUCAUCUACUCUUUAUCGCGGCUCUAUUCUUCUGGCAACCCCACAGUUGAAAAAGUGUUUGAGUUUGUGACGCCAAUGUUGACAAACAACGAGAGCCUUACAAGUAUGCAAGCGAAGGAUUUGGUUAUGCUUUUGAAUUCCUUCGAAAAGGCGAACUUUGUCCCCGAAAGUGAUAUCGUCAAACGUUUGAGUUAUUUUAUAAGUCCUGCUGUUGACAAGAUGACCAUCGCGGAGCUCGCGUGUGCCGGCAAGUUCUUC